This is a messenger RNA of Rhincodon typus (whale shark), 2740 nucleotides long. RefSeq names its product zinc finger protein 271-like. The transcript has a single exon. Gene Ontology annotation, cellular component: nucleus. NCBI's taxonomy places the organism in Eukaryota, Metazoa, Chordata, Chondrichthyes, Orectolobiformes, Rhincodontidae. Bases 535 to 1698 code for a protein of 387 amino acids. Gene Ontology annotation, biological process: regulation of transcription by RNA polymerase II. The record is from RefSeq and is a predicted model, not a curated record. Gene Ontology annotation, molecular function: DNA-binding transcription activator activity, RNA polymerase II-specific; RNA polymerase II cis-regulatory region sequence-specific DNA binding.
AUUGCAUCAUACUACACCAAAGAAUACAGAGAGACACCACAGAUAGAUUCUGACCAUCACCCAAGGAACAACUACACAACUGUGGGAAGAUAUCCAGUCCCUUUACAGCAUUGCUCAACACAGAGAAGGUUGGGCAGUGAAACUAUCAUCUGGAAAUUGGUUGGGUCAAGGGAGCUUUCACACAUCAUCAGAUCUGAAAUUGGUCAGUGGUGUGGAGCCUUCCAUCAGAACCAACCUUUCUGAAGUGUUGACUGUGGUGAUCAGUCAGGGUGAGACUGGGAAGAAGUGUGAAUGGGCUCUAAGUGUGGUGAGAGCUUCAAUCCCUCACCGAGCUUCACGAAUCACUGACUCAUCCCUAUAGGAGAGAGGCCAUUCAAGAGGAGUAUUCACAACUUAUGAGGUCUCGUGACUUACAAGGCAUCGACACAGCAGAGAAAGGAAUCCAGCAUGAGAUGUGGGAAUGAGCCUUUUCAAAGAUAAUGAUUAGCGUGAUUCACUGAUGCAUUCACACUGGGGAGAAGCCAUUUGCUUGUGAUGUUUGUGACAAAACAUUCUCGUAGACAUCAUAAGCUCCGUGCAAGUCAAUGCAUUCACAUGAUGGAGAAACCAUUCAGGUGUGAGGUAUGUGACAAAUCAUUCUCGCAGUCCUCGCACUUCCUUGUACACCAACGGAGCCACACAGGGGAGAAACCAUUUCGGUGCGAGGUGUGUGAGAAAUCAUUCUCGCAGUCAUCAAGCCUCCAUGUGCAUCAACGCAUUCACACAAGGGACAAAACCUUCUUGUGCAAGUUAUGUGACAAAUCAUUCUCGCAAUCAUCACACCUCCUCAUACAUCAACAUAUUCAUACGGGGGAGAAACCAUUUAUGUGUGAGUUGUGUGGCAAAUCGUUCUCACAGUCAUCGAGCCUCCGCAUACACCAACGUAUUCACACAGGGGAGAAACCAUUCACAUGUGAGGUGUGUGACAAAUCAUUCUCACAGUCAUCACACUUCCACAUACACCAACGUAUUCACACAGGGGAGAAGCCAUUCACGUGUACAGUGUGCAACAAAUCAUUCUCCAACUCAUCAAAACUCCUGCUCCAUCAGAGGAUUCACACGGGCGAGAAACCAUUCAGAUGUGAGAUGUGUGACCAGUCAUUUUCAUCAUCAUCAGCACUCCGUGUACACCAACGGAUUCAUACAGGGGAGAAACCCUUCACCUGUGAGUUGUGUGACAAGUCAUUUUCACAAUUAUCAACCCUCCGCAAGCACCAACACAUUCAUAAAGGGGGAAAAACAUUCACAUGCAGUGUAUGCAACAAAUCAUUCUUGAGAUCAUCAAACCUCCUACUCCAUCAGAGGACCCACACAGAGAAGAAACCAUUCAAGUGUGAGGUGUGUGACAAAUCAUUCUCAGAGUCAUCAAACCUCUUGCGACAUCAGAGGAUUCACACAGGGGAGAAACCAUUCAGAUGUGAAAUGUGUGCCAAAUCAUUCUCGCAGUUGUCAAUCCUGCAUGUACACCAACGUAUCCACACUGGAGAGAAACCAUUCACAUGUGAGGUGUGUGACAAAUCGUUCUCACGAUCAUCAACCCUCCGCACACACCAACACAUUCACACAGGGGAGAGACCAUUCAGAUGUAAUAUGUGCAAUAAGUCAUUCUCAAGGUCAUCAAGACUCUUGCUUCAUCAAAGGAUCCACACAGGGGAGUGACCCUUCAACUUUGAGGUUUGUGAUCAGCAUUUCCUGAUGUUUUUGGCAAUCUGGAACACCACUUGGUUCACACGGGAGAAACUCUUCGGGUGUUUGUAAUAAGUCUUUUGUACAGUCAGUGUAUCCUCUGCACCAACAGACAGAGGAGAGAAAUCCCCGUUGGUGUGAGUUCUGUAAUGAAGCUUUCACAUAACUGAUGGAUCUUCUGGAACAUCAGUGAGCCCACAGAAGAAUGACCAGUCCAUAUUUUUGCCCAGCUUGUCCUCAGAAUGUGUACUGGUGUACACAGUCUCAUGGUGCAGGGUGUUCAGUGGGACUGGGACACAAAACAAGAAGCAGCUUUCACUCCCAUCAAACACCUAGUGAUGACAUCACCAGUGCUGAGGGAUUAUGAUGUCAACAAUGGAGCCACCCUGCAGUGUGAUGUCAGUGACACAGGACUUGGAGCAAUCCCCCAUACAGUGAGGGCGACCCGUUGUGUUUGUAUCCAGAGAAUUAACACACACUGAAUAACACUGUACACAGAUUGGGAAAGAGAGACUAGAUAUUGCUUUAUCAGCAAGCUUUUCAACCAGUACCUGUUUUGAUGAGAAAGAAUGAUGGUCGAAUUUGACCUCAAGCCAUUUCAAUGCAUAAUUCUUAAACUGAUUCUGUCUGCUGCAAAGCAUUUGCUAAUUAUGUUAUUUGUUUGAGAUAUUGCUUGGGACUAUAUACCUGAACACAUUCAAGAUUAUAUGUGCAAUUGAAGUGUAGGCAUACCCAAAACUUGACUGUGAAAUAUAAAAUAUAUCUGGACAAUGUCUGUAAAAUAACUUCCAAAUGAUAUUGCAGAAAUUUUUUCUUUCUGUUAUGGGAAGGGGAAUGUUUUAAUAAAUUCCUUUACACACUGUACCUAACCAUAUUUAUGUGAUUUCUGAUGUCAUAUGUAAUAAAGAUUUAAGAGCAGUAGCCAUUUUACACACGUUUAAAAUUUAAAUUGCUCCAAAUAUUAACAAUGAGUUUCCUGAAGCCUGGGAAACUGAAUGGUGAAAUGCUGAUCAGG